AUGGCCCAUUUGGGCGCGGUGACAACCACGGCCGGAUCCGACACCGUCAACGUGGUGGAGCAGGCUGUCAGCCUCUUCUACUCUACCUUCAACCAGCACACCAACGUCCCGCGCGAGGCUUUGACCAUCGCCGCCGCACCCGGACGCGUAAACCUCAUCGGCGAACACACAGACUACAACGACGGCUUCGUGUGUCCAUUGGCACUGGACAAGACGACGGUAGUGGUGGGUGUACGCGCACCCGCCGAGUCUGCGUCCAUCACCAAGUUGGCGUCAGCGAGCUUCCCCAACCAGCUGCUCGAGUUCCCGGCCAACAGCACGGAGCAACUGGACAAGACGCAGCCAUCGUGGGGCAACUACCCCAAAGGUGUGACGGCUAAAUAUCUUAUGCAUUUGAGCCGCAAGGAGCCUCUCGGCGUGCACGCUGCCAUCGUGAGCACCGUGCCAUUCGGUAGCGGGUUGAGCAGCUCUGCAGCGCUGGAG
Messenger RNA from Phytophthora infestans T30-4, 483 nucleotides. RefSeq lists its product as uncharacterized. Lineage: Eukaryota; Oomycota; Peronosporomycetes; Peronosporales; Peronosporaceae. The record is from RefSeq and is a predicted model, not a curated record. Gene Ontology annotation, cellular component: cytosol. The transcript is spliced from 2 exons. Gene Ontology annotation, molecular function: ATP binding; galactokinase activity. The annotation marks the transcript as partial. Gene Ontology annotation, biological process: galactose metabolic process; carbohydrate phosphorylation.